Staurois parvus is the source of this 266-nucleotide messenger RNA. The record is from the annotation of a GenBank genome assembly. NCBI's taxonomy places the organism in Eukaryota, Metazoa, Chordata, Amphibia, Anura, Ranidae.
UACAAGGCAAUGUGGCUCAGGGAGUCCCUGCAGUGCUUACCUUGUCCUUCGCUUCCGCGAUGUGUCCCCUGCAGCGUCCCUGGCCAUCUCCUCCGGCCGAUGCCAGCAUCCGGCUUUCGUGUUCCUGUCCCUGUGACGUCGGGAAGUACGGGCGCCGGAACCGGCGGGAAAUUUGACAUUUUUAAAAAAUGUAAUUUUUUUUAAAUGAUUAUUUUGUCCCGAGUGCUUUGUCCGGCGCCCUGCCUGCAUUUUUACUGUUCUUUCUG